AUGUCUGAGUUAGAUGACAGUCUCAAUCAAGCUGCGUCAUCGCUGUUCUCGGAUGAGUCCUUGCGAUUACCGUUUAUAACUGCAGCAAAGCAUCUGGAUGAUUGGUUUAUCAUCAUCGACGGUCUGGACGAGAUCGAUGGCGGAAGAUAUGUUGGAAUACUAGAAUUCCUUCGUGAAGUUUUUGAUCAGCUUCCAGAAGCCCACCGAAUCAAGCUUCUUUUGUCUUCCCGGGAAACAUGCUCAAAUCAUAUCGACCGUAUUCUACCUCAGACCACACGCCUUCGUACAGGGUUAGGGCCAACAAGUUCAGAUAUUAAGUUAUAUGCCGAGGACCUCAUCAGGAGCAAGAUAGCAACAAAUGAUCUCAUAGUCAGUGACGCCGAUCUAGUGGAGGAGAUCAUCACGGUUAUACACCGAAAGGAAGGGGGAAUGUUCUUAUGGGCUUUUCUUACGAUUGAAGAUAUUUGCUCUCGAAAGUCCGACAAGGAUGUAAGACAGGCACUGGAAGAUAUCCCAGCCGACCUUCCGGCCGCAUUUGACCGCACCCUGGGCCGCAUAGCAGCAAUGAAAAAUAACAGAGCGAUUGUUGAGAAAACAUUCACUCUGGUCCAGGCAUCGUUCGAGCCGCUGACCUUGAGUCAACUUCGCGAGGCUCUUGCGGUCGAGAUAGGACAACAUACCUUGGACAACGAUGAUCUUAUAAGUGGAAUAGAUCGUUUGCCCACGUGGUGCCAGAAUCUCAUCUGUGUGGAAGAUUCAGGUACCGUCCACUUUAGCCACCAUUCCAUUCAGCAGUAUCUUCUGAGCCCAGAUUCGGGCGAGUUCAGAGACUUUCAUCUCAAUGCAGAAGAAUGUGACAGCUUCAUGGGUGAGCUGUGCGUCACAUACAUCAGUCUUGAUAACUUCCAAAGGGCAGUGGUGCCCGCGAAGAGCUCUGCGGACUAUUUACAUAUGGAUAUCCAUAUUGGCGGUGUCGCUGAGCAGACAAUGCGAACUGCAGUUGGAGGUAGUCUCGGGUCUUUCGUUGGACGACUCACACGUGAGGCUGUUCUGUCUUCACAGUCACGCAAACAUCCUUCUGUCAAGGUCCAAUGGAACGACUCUACACUCUCGUCUAGCCCCGGGCGUAAUUUUGGUCCUGCUCAGAGCACCGAAGGGUAUUCAUUUUUUCAAUAUGUAUCCGAUCACUGGUAUCGACAUCGUCUUUCGAUCAAUUCGGAUGAUAAUGAGGCUACAUGGAGACUAUUGGGCCAAAUUCUUCAAAAGCCACAUCAAUACUCCCAGGGCGAGCCUUGGUUCCAAUCGGCCUGGAUAGAACGUGUCAGUAAGAUCACUGGCAACGAUGUCGACUUCUUUGACCUCGAAUUCUCCCCAUAUCGGAUAGUCUCUGUACCGCGACUGGCAAUGGAGGUCUGGCUUGCCGUGUGCUGA
Fusarium musae is the source of this 1431-nucleotide messenger RNA. RefSeq lists its product as uncharacterized. Lineage: Eukaryota; Fungi; Ascomycota; Sordariomycetes; Hypocreales; Nectriaceae. The record is from RefSeq and is a predicted model, not a curated record. The transcript has 3 exons. Bases 1 to 1431 code for a protein of 476 amino acids.